This is a messenger RNA of Monascus purpureus, 3349 nucleotides long. NCBI's taxonomy places the organism in Eukaryota, Fungi, Ascomycota, Eurotiomycetes, Eurotiales, Aspergillaceae. The record is from the annotation of a GenBank genome assembly.
CAUCGAUUCAGGCCUAAAGAAGCCCUGUAUAGAAAGACAACUUACAGAUGGCACCAUCGAACCCGUUGGCUAAUUGGGAGAGGGUAGGGGAUAGAUUCUACAGGAAGGUUCGCGUGUACGACGCCGUCUUCGACGACGACAUCGAGUUAGAAAACUACAUCGUCGCUGGUGCCCCUUACGGUGGCGCUCUUGCACUGUAUCGUGACCAAAGCAAGCCCUUUCUGUAUAGGGACGCCCAGACUGCAAAGUCCAGCAUUGACAUUUACUCUUGUUCAGGAAAUUUGAUCAAUCGGAUUAACUGGGAACAUGGUGUCAUUCGGGGCCUUGGCUGGUCCGAUAAGGAGGAAUUGCUAGUUGUCACAGAAGAAGGCACUGUUCGCCGUUAUUUCGGAUUACAUGGUGACUUCACGUCGUUCUCGUUGGGAAAUGGGGCCGAAGAAUAUGGAGUGACGGCGUGUCGAUUUUGGACAUCUGGCUUCGUUGCAUUGCUUUCAAAUAAUCAGCUUGUUGCUGUUUCCAAGUAUGAUGAACCCAGGCCGAGGCUCCUAGCCCCUUCUCCUGAGGGACAGGUCUUUUCAUGGUCCUUGAUUCCCCCAGCUUAUACGCUUUCUCGCUCCGUGGAAGUCCUCCUAGCUGUCGACAAUACUAUAUAUUUGAUUGACCCUACAGAGACCGAGGACAAGUUGCUUCAGAACGGGCCCUUCAAGCAUGUCAGCGUCUCUCCCACUGGGCGCUUCGUGGCACUUUUUACUGGUGAUGGGAAGAUGUGGGUGGUGAGCAGCGAUUUUCAAAACAAGCUCAGUGAAUUUGAUUCGAAAGCUCGGACACCUCCGACCACCGUUGAAUGGUGUGGUGACGAUGCUGUUAUUCUUGCAUGGGAGGAUGAGAUACUCAUUGUUGGUCCUAAUGGGGCUGCUACCAGAUACUAUUAUGAUGGCCGGGUUCAUGUGCUUCCGGAGUUUGACGGUGUAAGGUUGAUUACGAACGACACCUAUGAGUUUCUACACAAUGUUGCGAACGUCACAGAAGAGAUCUUUAAGCUUGGAUCCACCUCACCAGCAUCUGUCCUACUGGAUUCAGUAGACCUAUUAGAAAAGAAGUCCCCUAAGGCGGAUGAAAAUAUCCAACGGAUUCGUCCUAGUCUACCCGAGGCGGUCGAUGCUUGUGUCCAGGCUGCCGGCCAGGAGUUUGAUACCUAUUGGCAGAAGCGGCUCCUGAAAGCAGCGUCAUUCGGAAAAUCAGUCCUGGAGCUUUAUAAUAGCGACGAGUUUGUCGAAAUGACCGAAAAGCUUCGGGUGCUGAAAGCAGUGAGAGACUAUAAAAUUGGAUUACCGAUUUCUUACGAACAAUAUCUACGGCUUACCCCGGCAAGACUUGUCGAGCGGCUAACUAAUCGAUAUGAGUAUUUACUCGCGAUUCGAAUUUCGGAUUACCUUCAAAUCCCGGCCGAUAAUAUAUACGUCCACUGGGCAAGCCAGAAGGUCAGAGUCUCCGCUGCUGACGACGAAGCCGUCUGCAAACUCAUCGUUCAAAGGCUGGAUGGGAAACCGGGAAUAUCGUUUGAAGCAAUUGCCCAGGCCGCGUACGACGAGGGACGAACACAUUUAGCCACACAAUUGCUAAAUCACGAACCUCGGGCUGGGAAACAGAUCCCGCUGUUGUUGGACAUGGAGGAAGAUGAAAUCGCCCUUGACAAGGCCAUUGAAAGUGGAGACGAUGAUCUGGUCUACUAUGUGCUUCUACAUCUGAAAAGCAAACUUCCCCUGGCGACCUUUUUCAGAACUAUCAAUAACCGCCCGAUGGCUUCUGCUCUCGUGGAAUCAUUGGCGAAAGAUGAGGACACGGAGCUACUGAAGGACCUAUACUACCAGGACGACCGGCCUAUUGAAGGUUCUGAUGUUCUAAUUUCGGAAGCUCUAGAAGAGACGGAGGUGCCGCGGAAGACUGAGAAGCUUAAUCUGUCAUCGCGCUUGCUGGCAGAUUCGAAGGACGCCACAGCUGUCUCUCAACUGAAAUUGAUCUCUGAAGUGACGCAACUGUUAAAACUCCAGGAAAGCUUGGAUAAGGACAUCGCAGAUCGGUCAGAGUUUGUAGGACUAAGUUUGAACGAAACGGUUUACCGGUUAAUCAGAUCUGGUUACGGGAAACGGGCGCAGAAACUGCAAAGUGAAUUCAAGAUGUCCGAGAAGACAUUCUGGUGGCUAAGGUUGAGGGCCUUGGUCGCCAAAAGGGACUGGGGGGAACUGGAAGAGAUAGGCAAGAACAAGAAGUCACCCAUAGGAUGGGAGGUAUGUAAAUCCCAAUUCCGACAUACAUCCACAAAUGGCUAGGAAGUCGCUCACAAAGAAAUGAUAAAUAGCCUUUCUAUAAUGAAGUAUUGGGCGCCGGAAACACAAAACUCGCCGCAAUGUUUGUCCCGAAAUGCACCGGCCAGCCUGUUGCCGACAGGAUCCAGAUGUGGGUGAAGUGCGGAAUGAUCGUGAAAGCCGGAGAAGAGGCUCUUAAGGCGAAAGACGUCAAUACCCUUGAGCUCCUUCGGGCGAGGGCUACAGGAUCAGCAAUCGCCGACAUUGAUCGGAUGAUCAACCACCUGAGGCCGACCAAAUAGCUUGCCAGGAACAACCCAUCUCUCUUUAUACCCGUAAUAAUCGCUUGUUUUCAAGUAAUUUCAUCCUCAACUUCAAUGUCUGCAUGUUGAUUUACCGCGAGAUUCUGAGCAGCCUGGUGUGAAGGAAUUGGCCCUAGCACCACCGGCUUUUUAUUUGACCCAGCUGCCAUAGUAUCAUCGGCCAUAGCAUCCUCGACAGCUACAUCAUCGUCAUGGUCGUCUUCAUCUCCAGUGUUCAUUUGAAGAGCUGCAAACAUGCUACCCGAUUUGCGGUUUAAAUCAUCCCAAUCGACCUGUGCAGAAAUGUUGUCAGAAUUGAUCCACGAGCGAAAGACCGCAGUAGAAGGCACGACAACUAAGACAUGCAGACUCACCCUACGGGAUUUAACUGUCUUUCCCCUGUUAACACUUUUGGCGAUUUUAAUUUCAAGCUGAUCCAUAACCAUCUCUGCUCUUUCCAUGCCUUUCUUCUGCCUUAGCUUUUGAGAUCUUGACUUCGGUUUUGCCUUUGCUUGCUUCUUGGAUACUCCUGCAUUUGCGCGAUCGGACAGGAGGGAAGGACGCUGGAUUUCAUUUUCCUCAACCCGGGGAGCAGAGGUUAAAGACUUGUCGAGGUCGAGACUUGGGGAGGCUGCCCGUCUGGCGGCGCGGGAAUGCAGUGACUUGGCUGGAGGAAGACAUUAAUAACAGAAGAGGUUCUGCAAUAUACAUAGAGGUACUUACAUGUAGUUUUUAAUUUCG